Molecule: messenger RNA, 1281 nt
Organism: Tetrahymena thermophila SB210
Lineage: Eukaryota; Ciliophora; Oligohymenophorea; Hymenostomatida; Tetrahymenidae
Product: eukaryotic aspartyl protease family protein
Exons: 4
Biological process (GO): proteolysis
Molecular function (GO): aspartic-type endopeptidase activity
Source: RefSeq, a predicted model, not a curated record
AUGAAUAAAACUGGAUCUUUGAUAUUAUUAUUGAUAGCAUUAAAUAUUGCUACCUCUCAAAUUAUCACCAUACCCAUUGAGAAGAGAGUUCCUGAAGUUGAAAAUAACAGCUUCUUAGAUGACAAUGAGUAAGCUGCCAUAGACCAAUUAAUUAACCACAGCUAAUUUAUGUACUCUGGUAACAUUGAAGUUGGUAAUUCCAAAUAAACCUUUAAUGUAGACUUCGAUACUGGAUCUAAUCUUUUAUGGUUAACCAGCAAAAGCUGUAGUACUUGUCACUAAGAUGGAUUCAAGAACUCUUACGACUGCAACGUUGCUGAUGGUUGCAACAUGACUACCACACCUGGUUCUGUCUCAUAUGUUGAUGGUUCUGGUGUUUUUGGUCACAUUGCUAAAGUUCCUGUUGCUAUUGCUGGAUUAGCUCCUUCUACUUAAGCUCUUCUUUUGGUUGAAAAAUCUGUAAAAAACAAAGGCUUAUAAUCUGACGGUUUGAUGGGUCUCGGUGUUUAUGAUGAACACAACUCUAAUAAUGUUGCUUUUGUCAACUAACUUUUCAAGUAGGGAACUAUCUCUAAGAGUUAAUUCAGUUUCUAUCUUGGUUUUGGUGAAAAGGAAUCUGAACUUAUUAUCGGUGGUGUCGAUAACAGUAAGCUUGCAAAUCCUUCUGAAAUUUAUUACCAUCCUAUUAUUCUUAAUGGCCAAUAAAAUGACAGCCAAAGAUGGUCUGUUGCUAUUAAGUCAGUUUCUUUCGGAGGCUAAUCAGUUUCUCUUACAUCUUAAAAUGUCGCUAUUGUUGAUUCAGGUACUUCUUUACUUGUUAUGAGAAAUGAUAUUUACAAGUAAUGGAUCUAAUACCUCAAAUCAGUUGCUAGUCUUAAGACUAUUAUGUCUGGACUUACUGUUUUCUACUCUGUUAAGUGUGGUACUACUUUACCUGAUUUAACUUUUACUUUAACUGAUGUCAAUGGUGUUGAUAGAAACUACUCUCUUCCUUCUUCUUUCUACCUUGUUAAAAAUGGUAACAUUUGCAUCAUUGGAGUCUAAGGUGGAAGUGUCACUAAUGAUGUCCAAUUCCUCUUGGGAGAUGUUUUCAUGAGAAGAUUCGUCUCUGUUUUUGAUUACACUACUCUCUCCAUGGGUCUUUCUCAAUCAGUUGCAAACCCUGCUAACGCUCCCAACAAAGCUUAAAAGCACUCUAUUGAAAGCACCAUUGCUUUAGGUUUAGCUUUAGUUGCUAUUGCUGGUCUCAUUUUCUUAACCAUUAGAGCUUUAAGAAAGUGA